GUUCUUGCUUUGCGUUUAGUUUUAAGUCUGAGUAUUAACUGAGUGAUAAAGGCCGCCUGCUUGAGUGGAAGCUCUGAAACGUGCGCGAGCCCACAAUAUAAGGGGACGCACUUUUACUCCGAGCCUAUUCAUUUUCCAGCUGACGUGGGAGCGGGAGCGCAGGCUGAAUUGUUAGUUUGGUAUCUCUCUGUGUGCCGGGAAGGAGAAGAGGGAAGCGGCGCUGACCUGCUGGGAUUCUAAGCCAUCCCCGUUAUUAUCAUUAUUAUUAUUAUUUUUUUUUCAAUCAAGACCCCAGACUCCGGCUGGCUCCGCUGUGGACAGACUAUACUCAGAGCGAUGACUGUACUGAAUUAUCCACCGGCUCUCUGUAAUUUCUCCGGCGAAGACAGCCCCACCACUACCACCACCACCACCACCCGUCCUUAGAAUAAAGCUGCUGUGAAACAAGUCAGCACCGUCGCCGUUGUCUAACAGCUGGGAUUUAUACUUUACCAUGUCUUGAGACACGGAGGGGAAGCUACACAGAUGAUGGCAGAUUACCGGGAGGAUGGCAUGGACCUGGGGAGUGAUGCAUCCAGUCGCUCCAGCUCAGAGUCCAACUCCAACAAGGUUACACCUUGCUCCCCUUCUCUUGACCUGGCCACUUUGGAGGACUACAAAUCCUCCCCCUCUCUGGACCUGGUCACCUUAGAGGACUAUGAGGAGGACGAGGACUACCAAGAGUAUAAGAAGAAGGUGAUAGAGGAGUGGGAGAGUGAGUAUGGAGAGGACUACACCUCUCCACAGCCUCCUGGUCAGGAGGAAGGCGGAGGAGGCAUUGUGGGAGUUGACGGCCUUAGCAAAGGCUACAGGAAGACAGUGAACAGUCGCAGCCUCGCCGAAGAAUUCCAGGAUGUGAAGACCGUCCCGCCCCUCCCGGCCCCCGGCGGUCACACUGCCACCUCAGUCGCAGCCGUCCCCGAGGAACUGAAACAGAAUGGCAAUCUGAUUUUGCCCAGGAGCAACCAGCUCCACUCCCCCGGUACACCACAGGGGGGCACAGGGACUCCCAAGCCCAGCCACCGCAGCUCCAGUCAAGGCAGAGGGAGCCGCAGCAGUGGCGGGGGUGGUGGUGGAGGAGGUGGAGGAGAAAGCAGUGGAGGGACUGGUGUACGGAUGGGAGGAUACAAAGAGGAGGAGGGUGUAGAGGAAGAACCUCUGCCAACCAUGGACUGGGCAGCCCUGGAGAGGCACCUGGCUGGGCUGCAGUGCAGAGAGCAGGAGAAUCAGAACCUCAACCACAACCAGAACCACAACAUGGGCAAGACCAACUACACCUCAGCCCAAAAGAAUGAGAGGGAGUCAAUCAGGCAGAAAUUGGCCCUGGGCAGUUUCUUUGAUGAUGGUCCAGGCAUCUACACCAGUUGCAGCAAGAGUGGCAAACCCAGCCUGUCCUCACGGCUGCAGAGCGGGAUGAACCUACAAAUUUGUUUUGUCAAUGACAGCGGCAGCGACAAGGACAGUGAUGCAGAUGACAGCAAGACAGAGACCAGUCUGGACACACCUCUGUCCCCCAUGUCCAAGCAGAGUUCGUCUUACUCGGACAGGGACACCACAGAGGACGACUCGGAGUCUCUGGAGGACAUGGACUUCCUGAGUCGGCAGAAGAAGCUGCAGGCGGAGGCGAAGCUUGCCCUGGCGAUGGCCAAGCCCAUGGCCAAGAUGCAGGUGGAAGUGGAGAAACAGAAUCGUAAAAAAUCACCAGUGGCCGACCUGCUUCCACACAUGCCUCACAUCAGCGAGUGUCUAAUGAAAAGAAGCCUGAAGCCCACCGACUUGAGAGACAUGACGCUGGGUCAGCUCCAGGUUAUAGUCAAUGACCUGCACUCCCAGAUUGAGAGUCUGAAUGAGGAACUUGUACAGUUGCUGCUGAUCCGAGAUGAGCUACACAUGGAGCAAGAUGCCAUGCUGGUUGACAUAGAGGACCUCACCAGGCAUGCUGAGAGCCAGCAGAAACAUUUGGCUGAGAGGACCCUAUCCAAAUAAAAUGCCCGUCUCCUGCUCCACCCUGCUCCCCUCUGCCAAGCUUAGCCCCUGUUCCAAACCAGACUUUUCCCCUCUGGCCAUUCCACCUCUGCCCCGAGUUGAUCCAAAUCCCGCCCGCUUGUCCCAAGUAUUUUUCUCCUCGCUGCUCCCUUGUCUCUCCCUUGUCUACCUUCCUGUCCAACCCACUGACUCCAGUAGCAGCAGCAGCACAGAAGAAGGCCACUCUCUGUCAUUUGCUUCUGUGGUUUUCUCCCAGCGCUAAGGACGGAGGAGCACUUCCUGCUUCGUGGGAGAAGAGGAUUGUGUGUUGUCAUGGAUUCUGUCCCCAGCUUCCUGUGCAGUGAUCGGCCUUGCUUCGCUAUUGUUUCUUUUUAACUUUCUACAUUCGCCACUAAAUUAUAACUGUUCAAAUGCAAAAAUUGUGGGAAAAAAUAAAAUAAUAGUGAAAACUUUAGUAGAAAGUCAUUCAUGAGAAAAAAAAGAAACAACAUUGUAUAAAAAAUGAUGGAAAACUAACUUCUUCAGACCAUUUUAAGUUGGACAGUAAUUUUAAAGUAUUUCAAAGUCGACCUGUUUUUAUUCUGCACAAAUGGUAGUUUUCAACUGAGAAAUGUUUAUUUGAAGGUGCUAAAAGAGUGUAAAGGAAACAUGCCUGCCUUGUAGUGGAGUCGUAGCUUUUGGUAAUACGUUCACUCUAAUUGCUCUUCAACAUUUUGUGAAUGUUGAUUUUCUGACACGAGUCAUUUUAAAUGAAUAAGUGUGUUAAUAUCGUUUUCAUCCUAUUGUAUUCAGAAACUUUAUUUGAGGAAAGAAAUGUUUAUGUACAGAUAUGUAAAAUAA
Messenger RNA from Seriola dumerili (greater amberjack), 2865 nucleotides. RefSeq names its product schwannomin interacting protein 1 (gene schip1). Bases 526 to 2025 code for a protein of 499 amino acids. Gene Ontology annotation, biological process: positive regulation of hippo signaling. The transcript has 8 exons. Gene Ontology annotation, cellular component: plasma membrane; cell junction. The record is from RefSeq and is a predicted model, not a curated record. Lineage: Eukaryota; Metazoa; Chordata; Actinopteri; Carangiformes; Carangidae.